UUGAAGAAGAUUUAGCAAGAUCACGAGCAGCCAUCCGCAAGGCAGUUCAUGCCCGGGAAAACACAACUUACAAGGAUGAGAAAUUCACUCCCAGAGGAUCAAUUUACAGGAACUCGUAUGCUUUUCAUCACCACAUAGAGAUGACGAAGAGGUUCAAGGUGUGGACUUACAAAGAAGGAGAGGAACCGCUGGUACAUUCGGGACCCAUGAAGAAUAUCUACUCCAUUGAAGGGCAGUUCAUUGCAGAGAUGGAGAGUACUGCGACGAACCCUUUUGCAGCCUCCCAUCCCGACGAAGCUCACGCCUUCUUCAUCCCUAUCAGCGUGGUUAAGAUAGUUCAGUACGUCUACAAGCCCCUCACCACUUUCUCUCGAAUUCAACUCCAAACUUUGUUUCUAGACUACGUCCGGAUCAUCGCCGAUAAGUAUCCCUACUGGAACCGCAGCAAUGGCGCUGACCAUUUCUUCGUUUCUUGUCACGAUUGGGCACCAGACGUUUCAAGCGCUAACCCUGAGCUCUUCAAGAACUUCAUCAGAGUCCUUUGCAACGCCAACACCUCCGAAAGGUUCAACCCCAAAAGAGACGUUUCAUUGCCGGAGGUUUUCGGACCGGCCGAUCGCCUAGCCUCGCCGAGCUACAGCCAACCGCCGAACGACCGUCCGAUCCUGGCCUUCUUCGCCGGAGGGGCCCACGGCUACAUCCGGAGAAUCCUGAUCCAGCAAUGGAAGGACAAAGACGACGAAGUUAUCGUCCGCGAGUACCUCCCCAAAGGCCAAAACUACACCAAAUUAAUGGGCCAGAGCAAGUUCUGCCUCUGCCCUAGCGGCUACGAAGUGGCAAGCGCUAGGAUUGUGGAAGCGAUCUACGCCGGCUGCUUACCGGUGAUCAUAUCAGACAAUUAUUCAUUGCCGUUCGGCGAUGUUCUUGAUUGGAGCCAGUUUUCUGUUAAUAUUCCGGUGGAGAAGAUACCAGAGAUAAAGGAGAUUCUGCGAGCGGUGCCGGCGUGGAAGUACUUGAGGAUGCAGAAGAGAGUGAGGAGAUUGCAGCGGCAUUUCACGAUGAACCGGCCGGCGAAGCCAUUUGAUUUAAUUCACAUGGUGCUUCAUUCGGUGUGGCUAAGAAGACUUAAUUUCAGGUUGCAAAUUACUUGAUUAAUUCCACUCUUUUUGGCUCUUAAUCCAAAAUUGUUUUUAUCCCGAUUGGUGAGUUAGAUCGAUGAGACAUGAGAGCAUGGGUUGCUUACGGAUCGAUCAAUGGAUAAGAGCAUGUGAUUAUACAUAAAAUAUAUGUUUGCAUGCGACAUUCAAAGCAUAAUUCCAGACCAGAGACUAAUAUUUUAUUUAUGGGAUCAGCUGAAGAUUUUC
Molecule: messenger RNA, 1364 nt
Organism: Diospyros lotus (date-plum)
Lineage: Eukaryota; Viridiplantae; Streptophyta; Magnoliopsida; Ericales; Ebenaceae
Product: probable glycosyltransferase At5g20260
Exons: 3
Coding region: 141-1151 (336 amino acids)
Molecular function (GO): glycosyltransferase activity
Source: RefSeq, a predicted model, not a curated record